Molecule: messenger RNA, 231 nt
Organism: Penicillium subrubescens
Lineage: Eukaryota; Fungi; Ascomycota; Eurotiomycetes; Eurotiales; Aspergillaceae
Product: cytochrome c oxidase subunit 7
Exons: 5
Coding region: 1-231 (76 amino acids)
Source: RefSeq, a predicted model, not a curated record
AUGUUCCGCACUGCGCCUCGCAUGGCCGGUUUCGUGUUCCGCGAGAACCGUGUCCCCUACUACCAGCGUCUGUUCCAGAACCACGACGGCAAGCGUCAAUGGUGGAAGACCUCCCGUAGCAGUUACAUCAUGUACCCCUACCUCAUUUCCGUCUACGGCCUCGGUGCUGCCACCACCUACGCCAUGUGCCGCAUGGUCUUCGGCAAGAAGACCUGGUUCGGUGACAAAUAA